Messenger RNA from Cyprinodon variegatus (sheepshead minnow), 1295 nucleotides. Its product is annotated as gastrula zinc finger protein XlCGF57.1-like. Lineage: Eukaryota; Metazoa; Chordata; Actinopteri; Cyprinodontiformes; Cyprinodontidae. The transcript has 2 exons. The record is from RefSeq and is a predicted model, not a curated record. Gene Ontology annotation, biological process: regulation of transcription by RNA polymerase II. The coding region runs from base 81 to 1223 and encodes 380 amino acids. Gene Ontology annotation, molecular function: RNA polymerase II cis-regulatory region sequence-specific DNA binding; DNA-binding transcription factor activity.
AGGAGGAUUUCUCUGAGCAGCAGCUCUGGAAACAGGAGAGGAAUUCCAGUUUGGACCAAGAGGAACCAGAACCUCUGCAGAUGAAAGAAGAGCAGCUAAAGCCAGAAGAUCCCUGGACUAAAGAGGAAACCAUGGAGCUCCCCAUCAGUGAGCAGGAGGAGCAGCUGCUCCUCAAGCAGGAGGAAGGAGACGUAGAAGAGAAACCAUUUCCGUGUCUGACGUGUGGAGAAAGCUUUCUAAAGAAAACCCAUCUCAUGGCUCAUGCUAGAACUCACACAGGUCAGACGAUUCAUGAAUGUCUGACCUGUGGGAAAAGCUUCACUCAGAAAUGUAAUCUGGAUAAACACAUAAGAACUCACACAGGUGAGAAGCCGUUCUCCUGUGCUGUUUGCGGAAAGAGUUUUACUCAGAAAGGUCAUUUGACGUCUCACAUGACGAGUCACUCAGAUGAAAGACCGUUUUCCUGUAAGACUUGUGGUAAAAUGUUCAAAAGAAGAAAUUUAGUAAAUGAGCACAUGAGAACUCACACAGGUGAGAAACCUUUUGGAUGUCUGUCCUGUGGAAAAAGCUUCACUCGGAAAUUUGUUCUAGCUAAACACAUCAGAACUCACGCAGGCCAGAAGCCGUUCUCCUGUACAGUUUGUGGGAAAAGUUUUACUGAAAGAAGUUUGUUGACUGACCACAUGAAAAGUCACACAGGAGAGAAGCUUUUCUCCUGUACGGUAUGUGGCAAAGGUUUUUGUCGAAAAGAUGAUUUGACUAGACACAUGACCACUCACUCCGAUGAAAGACCUUUUCUUUGUGAGACCUGCGGAAAAAUGUUCAAAAGAAAAGAUUUAGUGAAGGAACAUAUGAAAACUCACACAGGCGAGAAAAUGUAUGAAUGUCUGUGCUGUGAAAAAAGCUUCUCUGAUAAACGCACGCUUAAUAAACACGUUAGAAUUCACACAGGUGAGAGGCCCUUCUCCUGUACACUUUGUGGAAAAAGUUUUUCCCUAAAAAGUAGGUUGACUGACCACAUGAGGAUUCAUACAGGUGAGAAACCUUUCGAAUGUCUGUCCUGUGGAAAAGGUUUCACCUUUAAAUCUGAUCUUAAUAGACACAUCAGAAUUCACACAGGUGAGAGGCCGUUCACCUGUACGACAUGCGGCAAAAGUUUUACUCAGAAACGUGACUUGAACAGACACAUGGGAAUUCAUGCGAGGAACGCUUUUCAUCCAUAAAACUCCUAAAAAGAUUAAUGCCUCCACCUCUUUCCAUCAGAAAAUCACAGGUUAAAUCCUUUUUAUAGCAAG